AGUCUGUUAUAUUUUGACCGUUCGAAUAUUCAGAGAGAGAGAAACAGAGAGCGUCUUUCCAAAUUCCCAAGUCAAGUUCUGCUGCUUUACUGAUUUUUCGAUUUCUCAAGGAGUAAGCGAAAUUAGGGUUUCGAAUCGAAGACAAAGGGAACUGAGAUGACGACUAUGGAGAGCUUGAUAGGGCUGGUGAAUCGCAUACAGAGGGCGUGUACUGUGCUCGGUGACUACGGAGGCAGCGAUAGUAUUUUUUCCUUGUGGGAAGCUCUGCCCUCUGUCGCUGUCGUCGGCGGCCAGAGUUCUGGGAAGUCUUCGGUUUUGGAGAGCAUUGUUGGACGUGACUUUCUUCCCAGAGGAUCUGGGAUUGUGACAAGGCGGCCUUUGGUGUUGCAGCUACACAAGACAGAUGAAGGAACCCAGGAGUACGCUGAGUUCCUUCACCUUUCCAAGAGGAGAUUUACUGAUUUUGGCAUGGUUCGAAAGGAAAUUCAGGAAGAAACUGAUAGAAUAACAGGAAAGACAAAACAGAUAUCUCCUGUUCCUAUCCAUCUCAGCAUCUACUCCCCUAAUGUUGUCAACUUAACCCUAAUUGACUUACCCGGUCUGACGAAAGUUGCUGUUGAGGGCCAGCCUGAAAGUAUUGUUGAAGAUAUUGAAAACAUGGUUCGAUCUUAUGUUGAGAAGCCUAAUAGCAUUAUACUAGCAAUAUCUCCAGCCAACCAAGAUAUAGCCACAUCAGAUGCUAUAAAACUUGCUAGGGAAGUUGAUCCAACAGGUGAACGGACAUUUGGGGUGUUGACAAAGCUUGAUUUGAUGGACAAAGGAACUAAUGCACUGGAUGUUAUUGAAGGAAGAUCCUAUCGCCUGCAACAGCCUUGGGUUGGAGUUGUGAACCGUUCACAAGCAGAUAUUAAUAAAAAUACAGACAUGGUUCUUGCAAGGCGCAAGGAGCGCGAAUACUUUGCAACCAGUCCCGACUAUGGGCACUUAGCUAAUAGAAUGGGUUCUGAGUAUCUUGCAAAACUUCUCUCAAAGCAUUUGGAGACUGUGAUUAGGGCUCGAAUACCAAGUAUCUUAUCUAUGAUUAACAAAAGCAUUGAUGAACUUGAAUCCGAGUUGGACCAUCUUGGUAGGCCUGUUGCUGUUGAUGCUGGGGCUCAAUUGUACACUAUACUGGAACUCUGCCGUGCAUUUAACAGGAUUUUCAAGGAGCAUCUAGAUGGAGGACGGGCUGGAGGUGAUCGGAUUUAUGGUGUCUUUGACAACCAACUGCCUGCUGCAUUGAGGAAGCUUCCAUUUGAUCGACAUCUUUCUCUGCAGAAUGUAAGGAAAGUGGUUUCAGAGGCUGACGGUUAUCAGCCACACUUGAUUGCUCCGGAGCAAGGUUACCGCCGCCUAAUUGAGGGGUCACUGAGUUAUUUUAGAGGGCCGGCUGAAGCUUCCGUGGAUGCUGUUCACUUUGUCUUGAAAGAACUUGUGAGGAAGUCAUUAGCAGAAACUCAGGAAUUGAAGCGCUUUCCGACUCUGCAAGCUGAAAUAGCUGCUGCAUGUAAUGAGGCCUUGGAAAGGUUCCGUAAUGAAAGUAAGAAGACAACUCUUCGAUUAGUGGACAUGGAAUCUUCAUAUUUGACUGUGGAUUUCUUUCGGAGACUUCCACAGGAAAUGGAGAACACCGGAAACCCAGGAAACCCGGGAAAGCCUGGUUCAACACCAGCGGGAAGGCCUGGUACAACACCCGCCCCUGCCCCUGCCAUGGACCGCUACUCAGAGGGCCACUUUCGGAGGAUAGGAUCAAACGUAUCCUCUUAUGUGGGAAUGGUGUCUGAGACACUGAGGAACACAAUCCCCAAGGCCGUUGUUCAUUGUCAAGUCAAAGAGGCUAAUACGUCAUUGCUGAAUCACUUCUACAUACAAAUUGGGAAGAGAGAGGCUAAGCACCUUUCCCAGCUGCUUGACGAAGAUCCGGCGUUGAUGGAGAGGAGGCACCAGUGUGCUAAAAGGCUAGAACUGUACAAGUCGGCAAGGGAUGAGAUUGAUUCUGUAGCAUGGGUCCGCUGAGAUGGAUUAAUGUUCAGAGACUUCAUAGUUACUGCUGCUGCGGAUAUAUGAACACGAACACGAACAGGACCACGACCACGACCACGACCACGACCACGACCGAAUUUGUUGAAGUGUUGUUGUAUGUAGUUUUGUUGUUGAACCAAAUUCUGAUGGUUUGGGAUUGGGGAUGUUGAAUUGUUGGUCAGAUUAAUUCUGGUAUUUUGUUUGAUUGCUGUUAUUAUAGUAAUCUUCUGUACAUAUCUAAAACCUAUGUAUUCCACUCCUUAUAUAAUAUAUCAGAUUUAUUAUUAUUAUUA
This is a messenger RNA of Malus domestica (apple), 2354 nucleotides long. RefSeq names its product phragmoplastin DRP1E-like. The record is from RefSeq and is a predicted model, not a curated record. Gene Ontology annotation, molecular function: microtubule binding; GTP binding; GTPase activity. Gene Ontology annotation, cellular component: membrane; cytoplasm; microtubule. Lineage: Eukaryota; Viridiplantae; Streptophyta; Magnoliopsida; Rosales; Rosaceae.